AUGAGGCUGUGGCAGUGGGUGUGGCUGUGGCUGUGGCUGGUUGGGCUGGGGGCCAUAGAAACAGCACCCAGCCAGGAGAAUGCCAAGGUCUUGGCCUUGGGAGCAGAGUCUCCGCUCUUCAUAGACAGACCUGACUUCUUUGAUUACCCAGACUCAGACCAAGCCAGGCUCCUGGCCCUGGCCCAGUUUAUUGGAGAGAAACCCAUCAGCUUUGCUAACUCAGGUUCCAACUCCAGGUUCUUCCAUCACAUCCUGGCGGGUGCUCUGAUAGUGGCCGCCUUCUUCCUCCUUUUCCAGUUCUGCACACACAUGUAA
This is a messenger RNA of Pteropus alecto (black flying fox), 315 nucleotides long. RefSeq names its product chromosome unknown C16orf92 homolog (gene FIMP1). Gene Ontology annotation, biological process: fusion of sperm to egg plasma membrane involved in single fertilization. The transcript has 3 exons. Bases 1 to 315 code for a protein of 104 amino acids. The record is from RefSeq and is a predicted model, not a curated record. Lineage: Eukaryota; Metazoa; Chordata; Mammalia; Chiroptera; Pteropodidae.